Dama dama (fallow deer) is the source of this 4233-nucleotide messenger RNA. It is a transcript of the gene ORC4, whose product is annotated as origin recognition complex subunit 4. NCBI's taxonomy places the organism in Eukaryota, Metazoa, Chordata, Mammalia, Artiodactyla, Cervidae. Gene Ontology annotation, cellular component: nucleus; nuclear origin of replication recognition complex. Gene Ontology annotation, molecular function: ATP hydrolysis activity; DNA replication origin binding; ATP binding. The transcript is spliced from 14 exons. The record is from RefSeq and is a predicted model, not a curated record. Bases 156 to 1466 code for a protein of 436 amino acids. Gene Ontology annotation, biological process: DNA replication; DNA replication initiation.
AGGGAGGCGGUGCCUGCGCGGGGCAUGCCGGGAGUCUUGGUGAAUUCGUUGGCAGCUGCAGGUGAAGCAGAGGAGAGAACGCUGCGAGAGGAGCCUGUGAAGCGAUUCCCACCGUCUCCGGAAUCUCGUUCUGCCCUGGAUUUCAGUUUGUGGAAAUGAGCAGUCGUAAAUCAAAGAGUAGCAACUUAAUACAAGCAGACUACCUUUCACAGGUACAAAGAAUUUUACGUGAAAGAUUUUGUCAUCAGAGUCCAAAUGAUAACCUAUUUGGAGUACAAGUACAAUAUAAACACUUAAUUGAGCUGCUAAAAAGAACUGCUAUCCAUGGAGAAAGUAACUCUGUUCUCAUUAUUGGACCCCGGGGUUCAGGAAAGACCAUGUUAAUAAACCAUGCUUUGAAAGAACUAAUGGAAGUAGAAGGAGUGAGUGAAAAUGUAUUACAAGUUCACUUAAAUGGACUGCUGCAGAUCAAUGAUAAAAUUGCCCUGAAGGAAAUCACAAGACAGUUAAAUCUGGAAAAUGUAGUUGGAGAUAAAGUUUUUGGUAGCUUUGCUGAAAACCUUUCAUUUCUUCUGGAAGCUUUAAAAAAAGGUGACCGGACUAGUAGUUGCCCAGUGAUCUUCAUAUUAGAUGAAUUUGAUCUUUUUGCUCAUCACAAAAACCAAACACUCCUCUAUAACCUUCUUGACAUUUCUCAGUCUGCACAGACUCCAGUAGCAAUUAUUGGUCUUACAUGCAGAUUGGAUAUUUUGGAACUUUUAGAAAAAAGAGUGAAGUCACGAUUUUCCCACCGGCAGAUACACUUAAUGAAUUCAUUUAGUUUUCCACAGUAUCUGAAAAUAUUUAAAGAACAAUUAUCUCUACCUUCGGUAUUUCCAGAGAAGAUUUUUGCCGAGCAAUGGAAUGAAAAUGUACAGGGUCUCUCAGAAGAUAGAAGUGUGAGAGAAGUGCUGCAGAAGCAUUUUAAUGUCAGCAAAAACCUGCGUUCAUUACACAUGCUACUGAUGCUUGCUUUAAAUCGUGUAACACCGUCACACCCAUUUAUAACUGCAGCAGAUCUGAUGGAGGCAAACCAGUUGUGCAGCAUGGACUCGAAAGGAAAUAUUGUGCAUGGUCUGUCAGUCUUGGAAAUCUGUCUUAUCAUAGCAAUGAAACAUUUAAAUGACAUCUAUGAAGAGGAGCCCUUUAAUUUUCAAAUGGUUUAUAAUGAAUUUCAGAAGUUUGUUCAAAGAAAGGCCCAUUCUGUUUAUAAUUUUGAGAAACCUGUUGUCAUGAAGGCGUUUGAACACUUACAACAAUUAGAAUUAAUAAGGCCCAUGGAAAGAACAUCAGUAAACGCACAGAGGGAGUAUCAGCUGAUGAAACUACUUUUGGAUAAUACACAAAUUAUGAAUGCUUUGCAGAAAUACCCCAACUGUCCUACAGAUGUUAGGCAGUGGGCGACAUCCUCCCUAAGCUGGUUAUGAUUAUAACCAUGGUUUCAGUUAUGGAGUUUCAGGCAGACUUCUUCUGAAGAACUAAAAGCUGUUGUCCUUUAACAAGAUAUGUUAUUACCUUUUCUUAUAUUUAUAAAGAUGUAUUUUUGUAUUUAUGGGAGACUGUUAAACAUGUAUCAUGGCUGUGCCUUGCCUUUGAAUCAUAUGAGCAGUUACAUGAUUGUAAGUUUUAAUUUCAGUGAUACAUUGUUAAGUAACUGUUCAAAAAAAUAAAUAUGACUAUCUUAGGGAUUGAAACAUAUUUUUAUUUAACACUUGUAAAGUACUUAUGUGGUACAUUUGAAGAGUUCAUUUCAACCCAGCAGCCAGAUAUUUUCACAAACUGUAAACAAAGCAGUAAAGAAACAGUGGUAAGAGUUGAAAUGUAAUGACUAAUCUUUUGGUCCAUUGGGAGGUGCUGCAGUUUUUCUGUAUUCAUGAAAAUUUAAGAUUCUCUCCCAGACCAAGGUCUUUUAGUUCAGGGGCCUGAUCAGUUUGGCUAGAAGAUGGUUCACAUGUAAGAAAAAACCCAAAAGUUCGAACAUUUUCUUCCAGGCUUCUUAAAAUAUGGUACUCAUACCAUCUACGGAAGAAUCUUUUGUAGGAUGUUUUUAAAUACGAUUCUUGGGCAUGUUCUAGGAACUAGCAUUUGUCUAACAAGCCCUUUAGCAAAUUCCUAUAAAGCCACUCCCACAAAUAAUGGAAAAUGUAUGACAGUGUUAACUAAAUGUUUGUAUCAAAAGAUAGACCCCCCCCCCCAAAGGAAUGUACCUUAUAAAUUCAGGAAUCCAUAAACUAAUGUUAACAUUGGUAUGUGUUUAAAGUGAAAUUUAAUAAGCAUUUGUGAAGUGUUAGUGACUUCAUUUAUUCAGGAAUAUUUGUCUGUUUUUUUCAUAGAAGGGUUACAAAAGACAAAGUCCCUAUCCUUGUACAGUUUGCAGUCCUUUUAAAACUGUCCAAGACCCUGAUAAUUAGUUACUGUUGUUUACAGGUAAGAAAACUAACACAGUAGUGGCCCUGUCCAGAGGAUUGACAGACCCUGGAAUUCAACUCAUUUCGUUGAUAUCAAAGCUCAGUAAUGUGUUCCUUAGUGUGUCUUUUUAACAGUAUACUCUAAGAAACUAUUUCCUUAAAGAGUUACUGCGUUUAGAAUGGAAUAUGAGAUUUCUGUGCAUAAAAGUAGCUUUUCAGUACCUGCAGCCUAUUCUUUGCAUACAUGGGCAUUCUUAGUUUCCAGACCACUGUCAUUUACUUUUCAGCUGUGUUUCAUGAAAGCCAAGGCUUGCAUCCUGGUCCUGUGCAAUAGUCUACAGAUUUUUAGGGGAUAUUUUGCCAAAAUACUUACCAUGGUCACAUCACUAUUAAGAAGCAAGGGUUUUUUGCACUUGAGCUAAAAUUGUCCCUUAAAAUUUUUUCUGAGCUGUUUUAGGGGAGUACCCUCUUGCUUUAAAACACUGACCACAAAAGCACCUCAAGAACUGGCUUGAAGACUGCAAGUUUUUAUCCACUGAGGAUGCCACUCAAAGGCUUGAAAGCCCUCAUCCACUUACCUGGCUACGUAAGAGCUACAGAAAAUCCAUCACCAUCAGUGAAAGAGCUAUAAAACAAACUACAAAAAGUAGGUUAGCAACAGUCACACAAAUGAAGCCUAAGCCUACAUUUCAAAAGCAGUUUUUCAGAGGAAGAAUGUUGUGUUGCCCUUUCCAUAUUUCUUACAGAGAAGCUAAAAUAUACUUAAACGUUUUAAAACUAACUUCAUCUUUUAAAUUGCUUAAACUAUCAUCAAUAAAAUAAAAACCAAAUCUGAAAAGCCCUAGUAAAAAUCUUUUAAGAAUAACGUAAGCAAAUGUGGCUUAAAGAUAUUUUCAUUUACUAGAAAAGGAAUGCAGCCUGUUAACCACACAAGCAAAAGACUGAAAACCAGCUGAGGCGGCACGUCAGCAGCAUCAGUGGGGUUGUGCCUCCUGUGAUCCCUCCAGGUGCCCAACCAAAGACAGAAUCCUAAGGAAAAGUUUCCAGUUUUGUGGACAGGCAAAUGUGAACGACACUGAGGAAGUGUGUGCUGUUUCUCCAAGCUUACGUCAUAGUGCUGUGUGUACUGAUUACGUCCUGUUAACUUUCUGAAGAAACAGUUUUGGUCUUUCCGUAGAGAUUCCUUGCAGAUUCCAGCAUGGUUUGCAUUUUCAUUUGGUUUUAGAAGAAAAUGCAGUUUCUUUCAAACCAGUGUAACCUAAGUGUUGGCCCUUCCUUCACCUUUUCCCUAAAAAACUGAGAAUCCAUUGGUGUGAACAACAUUAAAUGUGAGUAGGUGGGGCUCUUCCACCCCCAUUUGCUUGGAAAGUCAGGGGAUAAACCAAAAUUCUAGUGUUUAGAAUUUGCAACACUAAAAAUGCAAAUGAAAGCUUGCUUCCUUAGUGAUCCCUCUUAAGUGGAAAAUACCAGAAUUCUUCCCUUCUGUUGGUAAACUGUAGUUGGGAAGUGUAAUUUAUAUCUUUGAUGUCUAUUCCUUAAGUCACUUUUUAAGAAAAAGUCUGUAUGAAAAGACAAGGUAACUAAUGCCAUUUAGCCUCUCUUAAAAUUGGCAGGACCAACGUCUGUACUUUCACAGGAACACAGUCUGCUUACACAACAAAGGAGAGAAAUGCCAUAAUCUGUCCCCAUUCUUGCACAUUCCAAGGUGUAAGGCUCACUAUCAAUUGUAAAGCUGCUGUUCCUGUCUUUAAGAAUGUAACUAAAGAAAAACUUCAUAUGCAAAUCA